UAAUUCAACGUCCAUGUGAGUUAGCUGUAACCUGAUUUCAUCAUUUGAAUAAUAGCAACUGAUCAUCAGUCUGGUUGUUAGUGUCUCCAAAAUUCAACGCAAAUACCUCCUCCUCCUCUUCUUCUUCUUGCUGCACAUUUUACAAACUUAAUUACUUAUGGCGACUAUUGUGGGAGAAGCACUUCUUGCAGCUUCUUUGGAAGUGUUGAUGGAAAAGAUUGUUUCUGGUGAGUUCGUUGAUUUAUUUCGGAGCACCAAGCUUGACGUUGCACUUUUGGAAAAGCUGAAGAUAACAAUGUUGAGUCUUCAAGCUGUACUUCAUGAUGCUGAGGAGAAACAGAUCACCAACCCUGCUGUCAAGCAAUGGCUGGAAAUGCUGCAUGAUGCUGUCUUUGAAGCUGACGAUUUAUUUGACGAAAUCAACACGGAGGCAUUGCGGUCAAAAGUUGAAGCUGAGUAUGAAACCCGAACUGCUACUGCUCAGGUGCUGAAAACACUUUCUUCUCGUUUCAAAAGUUUUAAUAAAAAAGUCAAUUCUAAACUGCAAAUACUAUUUGAAAGAUUAGAACAUUUGAGAAACCAGAAUCUUGGAUUGAAAGAAAGGGGUUCCAGUAGUGUUUGGCAUAUAUCUCCUACAAGUUCUGUUGUGGGUGAUGAAUCUUCUAUUUGUGGUAGAGAUGAUGACAAAAAGAAACUGAAAGAGUUUCUGCUGUCAGAGGAUAGUAGUGAUGGUCGAAGUAAAAUAGGAGUGAUUUCCAUUGUAGGUAUGGGAGGGCUAGGGAAAACAACAUUAGCUAAAAUCCUUUACAAUGAUUCCAAUGUGAAGCGGAAAUUUGAGGCGAGAGGAUGGGCACAUGUCUCAAAAGAUUUUGAUGUUUGUACUAUCACUAAAACCCUUCUUGAAUCUGUUACUUCUGAAAAAACCACGACUAAUGAUUUGAACGGUUUGCAAGUUCAAUUGCAGCAAAGUUUGCGAGACAAAAAGUUUUUGCUAGUAUUGGAUGAUAUAUGGUAUGGAAGAUAUGUUGGUUGGAAUAAUCUGAAUGACAUCUUUAAUGUUGGGGAAAUGGGGAGUAAGAUCAUUAUCACAACACGAGAUGAAAGAGUUGCAUUACCAAUGCAAACCUUUCUUUCUGUCCACCGUUUAAGAUCUUUGGAAAAGGAAGAUUGUUGGUCUUUACUUGCCAGACAUGCAUUUGUAACAAGUAACUACCAACAACGAUCCAAUCUAGAAAAAAUUGGUAGAGAAAUUGCCAAAAAAUGUGAUGGGUUACCAUUAGCUGCAAUAGCACUUGGAGGUUUUCUUCGCACCAAAUUGUCACAAGAUUAUUGGAAUGAUGUUUUAAAAAGUAGUAUUUGGGAAUUGACAGAUGAUGAGGUGCAACCAGCUCUGCUAUUGAGCUAUCGUCAUCUUCCUGCUCCUAUAAAAGGAUGCUUUGCUUAUUGUUCAAUUUUUCCGAAGAACUCAAUCAUAGAGAAAAAAAUGGUAGUUCAAUUGUGGAUUGCAGAAGGCUUAGUACCUAAGCCCAAAAUUGAGAAAAGUUGGGAAAAAGAAGCCGAAGAAUACUUUGAUGAACUAGUGUCGAGAUCUUUGUUACGUCAAAAUUCGACUGGUGAUGAGGAAAUGGGCUUUGAAAUGCAUGACCUCAUUAAUGAUUUGGCAAUGGUAGUUUCAUCUUCAUAUUGUAUUAGAUUGGGAGAACAGAAGACACAUAAAAAGGUACGUCAUUUGUCAUACAAUAAAGGGAAAUAUGAGUCAUACGAUAAAUUUGAAAAAUUGCAUGGAUUAAAAUGUCUACAAACCUUUCUACCCUUGCCAUUACAAAGAAGGUCGUGGUCGCCUUACUAUUUUGUGCCGGGGAGGUUGAUUUGUGACUUGUUGCCACAGAUGACACAGUUACACGUACUGUCUUUGUCAAACUACAAGAAUAUCACUGAGUUUCCCAAUUCUAUUGGAAAUUUGAUAUACCUGCGAUACUUAAAUCUCUCUCACACUGAGAUUAGAAUGUUGCCCGCUGAAACAUGCAAGCUUUACAAUCUGCAGACCUUGUUGCUGUCAGACUGCAACAGACUGACUGAAUUGCCGAAAGACAUGGCAAAGUUAAUGAAUCUACGUCACCUUGAUAUCAGAGGCACUCGAUUGAAGGAAAUGCCUGUGCAAAUAUCCAGACUAGAAAAUCUCCAAACUUUGUCGGACUUUGUUGUAGGUAUUCAGGACGAUGGAUUGAAGAUUUCAGAUUUGGGAAAACAUUCCCAUCUACGGGAAAACCUUACCAUCUCACAACUUCAAAAUGUAACUGAUUCAUCCCAUGCUUCUCAAGCAAACUUAGUGAUGAAAAAACAAAUUGAUGAGUUGGUACUUCAAUGGUCUGGCACUAGUCCAUCAAAUUCACAAAUACAAAGUGGUGUACUUGAACAAUUGCAGCCAUCGACAAAUUUGAAGAGUCUCACCAUCAAUGGCUAUGGUGGAAACAACUUUCCAAAUUGGUUGGGUAGUUCUUUAUUUGGCAACAUGGUGUGUUUGAGAAUCUCACAUUGUGAAAAUUGUUUGGUGCUGCCACCCCUCGGACAAUUAGGUAAUCUGAAAGCUCUUUAUUAGCGAGAUGAAAUCAAUAAAGAGGAUUGGUACCGAGUUCACGGGAAGUAUUUCUCAUUCGUUUCAACCAUUUUCCUUCUUGGAGACACUAGAGUUUGAUACAAUGCUAGAGUGGGAAGAUUGGAAGUUGAUUGGAGGUACAACUGCAGAGUUUCCUCGUCUAAAACGUCUGUCACUACGACAAUGUCCAAAACUCAAAGGAAACUUACCCCUUGGACAAUUACAGAAUCUUGAAGAGAUCAUUCUUGAAGGGAUGAAAUCAUUAAAGACACUUGAUACUGGGUUUUAUGGAAGUAGCAGUUCUCGUUUGUUUCAACCAUUUCCCUUCUUGAAGACUUUGAGCUUUACGAAUAUGCAAGAGUGGGAGGAAUGGAAACUGAUUGGAGGUGCAUCUAUCGAGUUUCCUAGUCUUACACGCUUGUUACUAUGUAAUUGUCCGAAACUCAAAGGAAAUAUACCAGGAAACCUUCCUAGUCUUACAAGUUUGUCACUUAAAUAUUGUCCCAAUCUCAAACAGAUGUCGCCCAACAACUUUCCUUCCCUUGUUGAACUUGAGUUAGAGGACUGUUCUCUACUGAUGGAGGCAAGGCAUUCAUCAGAUGUGUUCAACCAAUUGAUGAUUUUCCUCAAUGCUCUUCGAAAUAUUUCCUUAAGGAAUAUUCCAUCUCUAACGUCCUUCCCGAGAAACGGUCUGCCCAAAACCAUACAGUCGCUUAAAAUCUGGAAGUGUGAGAAUCUAGAGUUCCUUCCUUACGAAUCCUUUCACAAUUACAAAUCACUUGAGCAUUUGGAAAUAUCCGAUAGUUGUAAUUCUAUGACAUCGUUUACCGUAUGCGCUCUCCCUGUCCUUAGAAGUCUAUGUAUUUACGGCAGUAAGAACCUGAAAUCGAUAUUAAUUGCAGAAGAUGUGUCGCAACAGAAACUCUUGCUUCUUAGAACCAUCAAAAUAGAGCAUUGCGAUGAACUGGAGUCAUUUUCCCUUGGUGGAUUUCCCAUUCCUAACCUCAUUCAUUUAUCUGUUUGUAAUUGUAAGAAGCUUUAUUCGCUACCAAGAUCAAUAAAUAUCCUAGCUAGUCUUGAAGAAAUGAAAAUUCACGACCUUCCAAAUCUGCAAUCGUUUUCCAUACAUGAUUUUCCUAUCAGCUUACGGGAACUGAGUGUUGGCAAUGUUGGAGGGGUUUUGUGGAAUACAACUUGGGAACGUCUUACUUCUCUUUUAGAGUUGCUAAUUUGGGGUGAUGACAUUGUGAAUGUGCUGAUGAAAACGGAAGUUCCAUUGCUACCUGCUUCUCUCGUCUCUUUAAAGAUCUCUUUACUUGAAGACAUAAAAUGCUUGGAUGGGAAGUGGCUUCAACAUCUCACCUCUCUCCAACAUUUUGAUAUUAUUGAUGCUCCCAAGCUCAAGUCGUUGCCAAAAAAGGGGAAGUUGCCUUCCUCCCUUAAAGUGUUGAAUAUCAAAAAGUGUCCGUUGUUGAAAGCAAGUUGGCAGAAGAAGCGAGGGAAAGAGUGGCGUAAGAUUGCUCACAUUCCAUCGGUACUUAUCAAUGGACAAAUGAUCACAUGAGUAUCAUGUCGAGUGACAAUUCUCCACGAUAUCUCUUAGUCUCGCAGAUUCUCAACUUCGACACUCUUUUGAUUCUCAUAACAAAGUUCUAUCAGGUGUUUCGAGAAUGCAUGUAACGUGUUUGAUGAAAUGCAUGUCAGGAAUUUGUUGGUUUCAUAACUCUAAUUUCUAGCUGUAUUUCAAUGGCUCCGCCUAUUUGUUCUUGGUCGUUUCUGUCGUCACCUGAGACGGCGCCGCCGGGACAAAAGUCAUUCACCCAAGCGGUGUUCGCUGCUGUGGAGGACAGUUUGCCUUCGCUUCCUCCUAAGGUUAUCGUCGGAGUCACCGUUCGUAUCAGAAUCACUCAACGCGAGUAUGAAGCCGAACUCUCUGUCAACGAAAUUCCUGAAGCAGAAAUUGGAAAGUAUGUGGCCAAAUUUGAAACCUUGGGCCAUCACUCCCGCUUGGCAGAGGUUUCUUCAAGUUCAAUUUUCACUCGAUGGAAGAGAUGAAGAAGGUCUGGGCGUUGGGUGCUGUUCAGCUGAAGCCUGGGCUCCUGCGUUUCUUUUGCUGGUCUAAAGACUUCGAUCCUCACAAUCAAACACAAUCUCACGCUCAAUUGUGGGUAAGACUUCUGAAUCUUCCCCAAGAACAUUGGAGAAAGAUCACUUUAUUUGAAAUUGCAUCAGGAAUUGGUACCCCUCUAACUAUAGAUGAAGCAACACAAUCCCGUCUUUUUGGUCACUACGCUCGUAUUCUUGUUGAUGUGGAUAUGUCUGAUACACUUUUUAAUUCUGUUGUGGUUGAGAGGGAAGGUUAUGCUUUCCCGGUAACCGUUGAGUAUGAACGCAGGCCAUCAUUUUGCUCUCAUUGUAAGAUGUUAGGACACUCUAUUCAAGAUUGCAACCGUAUCAAUAAUGCACAAUCCUAUGCUGCUCCAAGAAACCACCAGAAAAACCUUUUCACCAGGCUGAACCGUCCAAAAAAACCGACUCACUCAACAUCACUCAACAGCCAAUUUACUCCAAAUUAUCCCUUCAACUCAGUCCUAUAACUUGUAAGGUCUUAUGAAGUUGGAAUAAUGGGCUUCACAAACCAAGAGGAUUGCAAAAAAGUCUAUAUAUGUGUGGUAAUGGUUUAGUUAUAGCCUUAUAGGAUAAUAGGACUGACGUAGUGAUAUCGCCCAUUUAGCAUUUAACCAAGUGAUGCACUCUCCAAGGCCACAUGAUUGUGAGUAUUUGUUAACUCCUACCAAAAAAGGCAUGUUUUACAUUCACAUUGAAGGAUGAAGAACUUGAUUGAUUGCUUAGAAAUUCAUGAUAGAAAAUUGAAAUGUGUGUUGAUUUGAUGAUUUAAUAUAAUUUAUAGAAUUGUGAAAUAUGCAAAUUACUUGAAAAUUAGAAAGAUAUCUUUUUGUCUCGGUAAGUUAUUGUGCUUUUGAUGCAAAUGUGUAGGUUAAUUGGAAUCCCUAUCACAACAGUAUUUGGAAGUUGUACUUCAAUCACCUAAUCCAUUUUCAUUAGAAUGAUGGCUAGUUAUGUGCUAUGAAUAUCGUUAAAAUUAUGAUUUCUGCUAGUCAUUUCUAUUCAUUUUAGGACAAGUUAUGUUUCUGCAAUAGGUUUUUAGAAACACCGUGAUUGAUCCAGAAGGAUGUCCUCAACAUUGAUGUACAUAGCUUCUUUCAACAGAUGUCUCAUUCGUGCUGCAAUACUCAAUAGAGCUAACAAAGGAGCGAAUUGAGGGAGUCCACGUGGAGCACAUCGAGAUAUCUGGGUUGCCGAUGUUGAACACUGAUCAUGAGGUGGAUGGCACGUAUCCGACGGAAGCGGAAGUGUUUUGUCAGAAGGUUCUAGAAGCUAAUUCAUAUCUCUUUGCUUAUCCUGAUUACAACUACUCCAUCACUCUGUAUCUUUGGCACCAUUGAAGAAUGCAUUAGAUUGGGGAUCAAGACCAUCAAAUGUGUGGGCAGGGAAAGCUGCUGCAGCUGUAAGUGCUGUUGGUGGUGGGAGACGAGCACAAUUUCUUCUCUGCCAAAUCGACCGCUAAUGCGAAACCAUUGCUGACUUGGUUGAUUUAGAGACCAAAGAGAAGAUUAAAGAAAUUAUUGUUUCCUUGCAAGAAUUCACCUUGAGACUUCAAGAGAAUUGUUUUGGGAGUAAUAUAAAGCAUGAACAUAUAUAUCUUCAAAGCCUUACAUGGUUUAUCUAAGGAAGAUGCCAUUUUAUUUGGUUGUGUGUUGUGUAGUAUCUGGAAACAAAGAAUCAACAAAGUGUUGAAUGAGGAAAUUGAUGCUCAAGCUUAUGUUUCAUGAUUGGCAAGAUGCUCGUAAGAUUUGUAAUAUAUCUUGUCCACAGCCGUGACAAGAAGGAAAUGUGAAAUGGACCAAACAAGCUGAAGGAAGAUUUAAGUGUAAUAUUGAUAUUUCUUUCUCCUAGCUUUCUAAUAGAGUGGGUAUAAGAGUUUGUAUAAGGGAUGAUACAUGCAAUUUUUAUUUUUUUUAUAGCAAAAACCGAAUGGUUUACUGCAGUAUGUGAGGUACAUGUUGGCGAAGCUCUUGGAUUGUUAUCAGCUUUAGAAUGGGUUCAUCAAUUACAUUUGGGACCUAUCGAUUUCGAGGUUCGUGCCAAAAAAGUGGUGGAUAGUUUUUCAUCUCCAGAUCAGAAUGUUAGAGUUUAGGAUGAUUAUUCAUAUUUGUAAAACUACCAUUGAACAAUAUUAUGUCAACUCUCUAGUGUUGAGUUUGUGACGAGACAAUAAUACCAACAAUUAUUACAUUGGGUAAAUAAUCAUUCUCAUA
Messenger RNA from Medicago truncatula (barrel medic), 6936 nucleotides. Its product is annotated as putative disease resistance RPP13-like protein 1. The transcript is spliced from 4 exons. Gene Ontology annotation, molecular function: ADP binding. The coding region runs from base 158 to 2599 and encodes 813 amino acids. The record is from RefSeq and is a predicted model, not a curated record. Lineage: Eukaryota; Viridiplantae; Streptophyta; Magnoliopsida; Fabales; Fabaceae.